Messenger RNA from Zymoseptoria tritici IPO323, 438 nucleotides. RefSeq lists its product as uncharacterized. The record is from RefSeq and is a predicted model, not a curated record. The transcript has 3 exons. Bases 1 to 438 code for a protein of 145 amino acids. NCBI's taxonomy places the organism in Eukaryota, Fungi, Ascomycota, Dothideomycetes, Mycosphaerellales, Mycosphaerellaceae.
AUGCAGUGGUGCUUCGUUCUCGCUCUGCGCCGCUGUUGCUUCCGAGAGUCGAAGAAUCAAUACGACAUCUUCUUUAGAACAUCCCGAAAUUAUCAAGAGUCCCUCGCAUCGACGCCACAGACUGUCGAGCGAGAACACCAUGCUCGACCGCCUGGUGAGGCCAUGACAGCCUCGACGGAGCACUCAGGAGCCUGGAAGACCUAUAUCGCCAAUCGAGCUGGCAGCCGGAAAGGAAGCCGUCCGACCACGUCGAGACCGAAAGUCUACUUUCCACCUCGAAUGAACCUAGAGGAAAGUCUCUGGCACGAAGAGAAGAGCUCAGAUGAACCGAGAUGUGUAGCAGAUGCAGCAAGCUGGGUCGAAUACCGUCAGGCGAAGUUCGGAGUGAUCGCAAGCAAAGCUGCAGAGGACACAAACAACGCACGAACCUUCCGCUAG